This is a messenger RNA of Didymodactylos carnosus, 573 nucleotides long. NCBI's taxonomy places the organism in Eukaryota, Metazoa, Rotifera, Eurotatoria, Philodinida, Philodinidae. The record is from the annotation of a GenBank genome assembly.
AUGGUGCAUAGGGGUGGCGCUUUAUCGUUUCUUUACAGCUUGAAAUCAUUACCAGCAAAUCAUCCAGUAUUAGCAGCUAGAUAUAAUCAUAUUGCAGCAGUUUACGCUGAGAAAGGUGCACACGAUAAAGCAUUAGAGAACUAUGAAAAGGCACUUGAAAUCCGCUUGACAUCAAUACCAUCAAAUCAUCCAACAUUAGCAACUACAUAUAGUGAGAUUGGAGCAGCUUGCGCUAAGAAAGGUGCGUACGAUGACGCAUUAGACAAUUAUGAAAAGGCACUUGAAAUCAGCUUGACAUCAUUACCGUCAAAUAUUCCCGCGUUACCAACUUCAUACACUACAGCCCUUGAAAUCAGCUUGAAAUCGUUAGCAUCCAAUCAUCCAUUAUUGGCAGCUAUACAUAAUCAUAUUGGAUCCGUUUACGCUGGGAAACACCGAUACCAUAAAGCAUUAGAAAAUUAUGGAAAAACAUCAAGUUAUGAUAGUAUGGCACUUGUAGAUUAUGUACAAGGUGAUCAUGUGAAGGCAUUAAUCUCACAUGAAAAGGCUCGUGGAAUGUUUUUUCUGGGAUAA